AUGGCUUCUAAGGUCCUUAACGGCAAGACCGGUGUCAUCUACGGUGAGGAUGUCUACAACCUCUUCAAGCACGCCCAGGCCGAGGGCUACGCUAUCCCCGCCAUCAACGUCACCUCCUCCUCGACCGUUGUCGCUUCUCUCGAGGCCGCCCGCGACUCGAAGUCCCCCAUCAUCCUGCAGAUGAGCCAGGGUGGUGCCGCAUACUUCGCCGGAAAGGGCGUCGACAACAAGGACCAGAAUGCUUCCAUCCAGGGUGCCAUCGCUGGUGCCCACUACAUCCGCGCCAUUGCGCCCGCAUACGGCAUCCCAGUCGUUCUUCACACCGACCACUGCGCCAAGAAGCUUCUGCCAUGGUUGGACGGCAUGCUCGAUGAGGAUGAGAAGUUCUUCAAGGCCAACGGCGUCCCCCUCUUCAGCUCCCACAUGAUCGAUCUCUCGGAGGAGAGCAAGGAGGAGAACAUCGCGACUACCAAGAAGUACUUGGAACGUGCUGCUCCCAUGAAGCAAUUCCUCGAGAUGGAAAUCGGCAUCACUGGUGGUGAGGAGGACGGUGUAAACAACGAGGACGUCGACAACAACAGCUUGUACACCCAGCCAGAGGACAUCUACGACAUCUAUAAGACUCUGUCGGAAGUCUCCAAAUACUUCUCGAUUGCUGCCGGCUUCGGAAACGUACACGGUGUCUACAAGCCCGGAAACGUCAAGCUCCGCCCUGAGCUCCUCCAGAAGCACCAGCAGUUCGUCAAGGAGAAGACCAACGCCAAGGAUGACAAGCCCGUCUUCCUCGUUUUCCACGGUGGCAGUGGCAGCUCCGUCGACGACUUCCGUCAGGCUAUCUCAUACGGUGUCGUCAAGGUCAACCUCGACACCGAUAUGCAAUGGGCUUACCUCUCCGGUGUCCGCGACUACGUCCUCAACAAGAAGGACUACCUGCUAACACAGGUUGGUAACCCAGAUGGCGAAGACAAGCCCAACAAAGUGAGAUCCGGAGAAGUUACAAUGAGCGCCCGCUUGAAGACGGCUCUCUCGGACUUUUACACCGCCGGCAAGGCCUAA
Molecule: messenger RNA, 1056 nt
Organism: Alternaria ethzedia
Lineage: Eukaryota; Fungi; Ascomycota; Dothideomycetes; Pleosporales; Pleosporaceae
Exons: 6
Coding region: 1-1056 (351 amino acids)
Biological process (GO): glycolytic process; gluconeogenesis
Cellular component (GO): cytosol
Molecular function (GO): zinc ion binding; fructose-bisphosphate aldolase activity
Source: RefSeq, a predicted model, not a curated record